This is a messenger RNA of Echinococcus granulosus, 375 nucleotides long. Its product is annotated as Aromatic-L-amino-acid decarboxylase. Lineage: Eukaryota; Metazoa; Platyhelminthes; Cestoda; Cyclophyllidea; Taeniidae. Gene Ontology annotation, biological process: carboxylic acid metabolic process. The transcript has 3 exons. The coding region runs from base 1 to 375 and encodes 124 amino acids. Gene Ontology annotation, molecular function: pyridoxal phosphate binding; carbon-carbon lyase activity. The record is from RefSeq and is a predicted model, not a curated record.
AUGGAGACCAUCGUAAAUGAUGUGGAUAGACUGCUUCUACCCGGGGUAGCCCAUUGGAACCACCCACACAUUCAUGCCUACGUCGCAAUGACAAAUUCCUAUCCAGCUAUGUUUGCUAAUAUCGUCAACAGUGGCAUGGAAGGAAUCGGUUUUACGUGGACGACCUGUAGCGAGCAGGCCAUUGUGACGAUGAUGGCAGCUUGUAACGAGGUGACUGAAAAGUGCAUCCCGGAUCAUCCAGGCGACAUAAAAUAUGAGGCUUUAUCAAAACCCUCUUGCUACGGAUUGGUUCGGGCAAGUGCUUUGACCUCCUUUGUUCAUGUGUACAGAAAUCAAGUUACCCCAGAACAAGUCAUCAAGUGCUUGAGGUUGUAG